AUGCUUCCCGCACUAUAUCACCCAUCCCACCUUGGGCCGUCAUCAAAGCCUGGAUCCAUCGCAGGCCGCGUGGGUGUAUGGGCCGUCCAAAUAUGGAAGUAA
Messenger RNA from Colletotrichum truncatum, 102 nucleotides. Lineage: Eukaryota; Fungi; Ascomycota; Sordariomycetes; Glomerellales; Glomerellaceae. The record is from RefSeq and is a predicted model, not a curated record.